Molecule: messenger RNA, 318 nt
Organism: Torulaspora globosa
Lineage: Eukaryota; Fungi; Ascomycota; Saccharomycetes; Saccharomycetales; Saccharomycetaceae
Gene: LSM8
Product: U4/U6-U5 snRNP complex subunit LSM8
Exons: 1
Coding region: 1-318 (105 amino acids)
Biological process (GO): mRNA splicing, via spliceosome
Cellular component (GO): U4/U6 x U5 tri-snRNP complex; U6 snRNP
Source: RefSeq, a predicted model, not a curated record
AUGUCACCGCUUCUAAAGGAUUAUCUGAAUCAGCGAAUCGUAAUUGUGACCACGGAUGGCGAUUGUUACAUAGCCACGCUCGAGGGCUACGAUAAGAGUGUAAAUUUAUUGAUUUCAGAUGUUCGAAGACGGUCUGAUGGGGAGCUGGUCAGCAUUGCACUUACACUUCGUGGGAGUGAGGUGGUUCUCUGUGGAUUAUUAACUAAUGACCAGCCAGAAAAGCUGGGACCGCUGCCGAUGCUCAAGGAUACCAAGAAUAAGAUUGCAGAUGAGUACCUGAUAUGGGAAGAAGCAUUGAAGACCAGCUCGUCUAGGUAA